Molecule: messenger RNA, 3059 nt
Organism: Caenorhabditis elegans
Lineage: Eukaryota; Metazoa; Nematoda; Chromadorea; Rhabditida; Rhabditidae
Gene: lonp-1
Product: Lon protease homolog, mitochondrial
Exons: 13
Coding region: 3-2918 (971 amino acids)
Biological process (GO): cellular response to oxidative stress; protein quality control for misfolded or incompletely synthesized proteins; oxidation-dependent protein catabolic process
Cellular component (GO): mitochondrial matrix
Molecular function (GO): serine-type endopeptidase activity; ATP-dependent peptidase activity; ATP binding
Source: RefSeq, marked reviewed
AAAUGUACCGCGCUGGAGCGGUUUUACUCCGCGGGGCAACUCGCACGCGGCUUCUUGCCGCUGCUUCAGCACAUCAAAGCUUUGCCACAUUUUCUCAAAGAAAUCAAUCGAUUUUAAUGAUGAAAUCUAUGGAAUUAGCAGGAAAUUCAGGAGAAAGGAGGUUUUAUUCCACUCAUGACGAUCCAAUCGCUGUGGAUGACUCAUUGGAACUGUACAAAGAUUUGGGAGGAAUGUCACCGAUUCAAGUGCCAGCCGAUAUGCCAAAUGUCCCAAUGUUAGCUAUCAAUCGAUAUCCACUAUUUCCAGGAUUUAUCAAGAAAGUUGAUAUCGUGAAAGAUGACAAUUUAAAAGCACUGAUCAGGCGACAGCUUUCACUGAAACAGCCGUAUGCUGGAGUUUUUGUGAAGAGAGACGAUGAAAACAAAGAAGAAACGAUCACAUCUCUAUCAGAAGUCUACCCAACUGGUUCUUUCGUUCAAAUUAUCGAAGUCCGUGAUCAGGGAAGUGUUCUUGAGCUGGUACUCAGUGCUCAUCGAAGAAUUCGUGCUCUUGAACCAAUUGACGAAAUUACACCGAAAAAUGAGACUCCAUUGAAUGGAAGACGUGCUCGUGGAAAGCGUGCAGCAUCAGCAACAUCACCACUCACUCCACCACCAUCACCACCUCCACUUGCACCUUCAGUGGCUUCAGUGGCUCCAGAAAUUUCAGCAACAGAAGAGAAAGAAGAGAAGACAACACCACCAUCAGCAACUGGAGAAAAACAGAAAAAAGGAAUUAUUAUGGUUCGAACCGAGAAUGUUGUUGCAGAGCCAGUGCCCAAGAAUAAUGAAACGAAGGCUACGAUGAUGGCCAUUGUGCAGACGAUUCGAGAUGUAGUACAAUUCAAUCAACUCUUCGGUCAACAAAUCAAUCUUCUACUUCAUCCAUCUCAAAAUGUAAUCGAUAAUCCAGUUUAUCUAUGUGAUCUUGUUGCAACUCUUGUACAAUCUGCAGAAACAAAAGAUCUUCAGGAAAUGAUGGAUGAAAUUGAUGUUUCAAAGCGACUCAAAAUUGCUCUUCUUCUGAUUCAAAAGGAGAAAGCAGUUGCCAAAUUGAAGUAUGAUAUCAAUAAAGAUGUUGAGAAGAAGGUUCAGGAUCAUCAUAGGAAAUACUUGCUCAAUGAGCAAUUGAAAGUAAUCAAAAAGGAGUUGGGAAUUGAAAAGGAUGAGAAGACGACUAUUAUUGAGAAAAUUGAUGAAAGAAUCAAAACAUUGGCAGUUCCAGAAUAUGCAUUGAAAGUUAUUAACGAAGAAAAGACAAAGUUGCAGUUUUUGGAUCCGCAUUCCAGUGAAUUUAGUGUCACGAGAAACUACCUGGAAUGGUUGACAUCAGUACCCUGGGGACUUACAUCACCCGAGAAUCGUCGUCUUUCAGUUGCAAAGAAAGCUCUUGAUGAAGGACAUUAUGGAAUGAAAGAUGUUAAAGAACGAAUUAUGGAGUUUAUUGCAGUCAAUUUACUUCGAAAAUCAAUUGGUGGAAAGAUUCUAUGCUUCCAUGGACCACCUGGAGUUGGAAAAACUUCUAUUGCGAAAUCAAUUGCGACUGCCUUGAAUCGAGAGUAUUUCCGUUUCUCAGUUGGUGGAAUGACUGAUGUGGCAGAAAUCAAGGGACAUCGUCGUACAUAUGUCGGUGCAAUGCCUGGAAAAAUGAUUCAAUGCAUGAAGAAAGUGAAAACUGAGAAUCCUCUUGUUCUUAUCGAUGAAGUCGACAAAAUCGGCGGAGCUGGAUUCCAUGGAGAUCCCGCAUCGGCACUUUUGGAACUUCUUGAUCCAGAACAAAAUGCGAAUUUUAAUGAUCAUUUCUUGGAUGUUCCAGUUGAUUUGUCUAGAGUUUUGUUCAUUUGCACGGCAAACGAGAUUUCAAAAAUCCCGGGACCACUUCGUGAUCGAAUGGAAAUGAUUGAUGUUAGCGGUUAUUUAGCCGAGGAAAAAGUUGAAAUUGCUCAUCAACAUCUCAUUCCUCAACUCAGAAAAGACACAUCUCUCGCCACAGAACAACUGAAAAUUGAAGAUUCUGCGUUGGAAGAGCUCAUUAAGCAUUACUGUCGUGAAUCUGGAGUCAGAAAUUUACAGCAACAUAUUGAAAGAAUUUUCCGUAAAGCAGCUCUUCAAAUUGCUGAACAACAAAACGAGGAUGAGGAGCCAGCCGAAAAAGCAACAACUGCUAUCACUGAAAACUCAGAAGCCGAACCAAUCACCUCUACAUCAUCUGCAGAUUGUUUAAAAUCUUCAGCCGAACAAAUUGUAGUUUGCACAGAAAACUUGCAAAAGUUCGUUGGAAGACCCAAAUUCACAUCAGAUCGAAUGUAUGAAGUAACACCGCCUGGAGUGAUAAUGGGUCUCGCAUGGACAGCAAUGGGUGGAUCUGCACUUUAUAUUGAAACUGUAUUGAAACGACCUGUUGAUUUGACAAAUGAUAAGGAUGGAAGUAUUGAAACAACUGGAAAUUUAGGAGAUGUAAUGAAAGAAAGUGUUCGAACAGCGUUGACUGUUGCAAAAGGAAUUCUUGCAAGAGAGCAACCCGAUAACAAAUUCUUCGAUAAAGCACAUAUUCAUAUUCAUGUACCCGAAGGAGCAACACCAAAAGACGGACCAUCUGCAGGAGUAACUCUUGUCUCAAGUCUUCUUUCACUCGCUUUAGACCGACCUGUUGUGCAGGACAUGGCGAUGACUGGUGAAAUUUCAUUAACCGGAAAAGUGCUGCCAGUUGGUGGAAUUCGGGAAAAAGUGAUCGCGGCUCGCCGUGUCGGAGCAAAACGAGUCUUCCUUCCAAAUGAGAAUCGUCGAGACUUUGAUGAUUUACCAGAAUUCAUGAAAUCAGAGUUGGAUAUUCGAUUCGUUUCGCAUUAUGAUGAGCUCUACGAGCAUCUCUUCCAAUAAUACGUGUCCCUUUCUUUCACCCCCAGUUAAUACCUUUCAGAUAGAUUUUGUUGAUUCACCUAAUCCAUUUUUUCUUGUUUUGUUAUUUUAAAAACGUUUUGAAAAGAAAAAAGUUCAGGCUAUAAACAUUUUCCUACUUUU